Messenger RNA from Petromyzon marinus (sea lamprey), 2056 nucleotides. RefSeq names its product interferon-induced protein 44-like. NCBI's taxonomy places the organism in Eukaryota, Metazoa, Chordata, Hyperoartia, Petromyzontiformes, Petromyzontidae. Gene Ontology annotation, biological process: immune response. The record is from RefSeq and is a predicted model, not a curated record.
CGAGCAGCAGCGCCUAUGGCACACGGCGGGGUGGGUGGCCAGCAACCACGCCCGGCCGCCUUUGUCUCCCCCCAGUGGCGACGUUUGCCGCACACCGCGCCAGGCACUCGCUUGAGGCUGAGUCGACCCAGGAUCGGCUCGGAUAGUCGUCACCGAGCUGGGCGGACACUGGGGCUCAUCAGCACUCUGAUAAUCAUGAAGAGGACGAUUUCCUCAAUGAAACGAAAUAGGUACCUCCAAGAAUCCUCGGCAAUGGCCCUGUCCCCAAAGCUCUCGUCUGCACAACAGCAGAAGCUGCUCCGAGCCCUGAACCUUGCCAACAAGUCCCUACGCCUCCUUUACAAGGGCAGCACAGACGGCUUCAAUACAACGGCGUUCCACACGAAAUGUAACAACAAAGGCCCUACCAUCACCGUUGCGUACAACGCCCAGGGGUACAUUUUCGGGGGCUACGUUUCAGAGACCCUAACGUCUCGGGGAGGCUACAUUGCAGACAACGACUCGUUCGUGUUUCGCUUGGAGGCACCAGGAAACCCAUCCCCCUCUGUGAUUAAACCUACCAAUACAUCACACUCCUUCUAUGAUGCUUCAAACUACGGUCCUACUUUUGGAGGUGGGCACGACCUCAUGUUUCUCCCCAACAACGGUUCCAAUGGCUGCAGUUUCACGGGCAGUCUGGGCCACACGUACAGUGCAACAAACGCCGACAUCUUCGGAAACGACUUGGCUCUGCAGGAGCUGGAGGUGUACACCCUUGACGAGAAACUGCUGGCCGAAAAGCCAUGGAGAAAUGUUUCAUGGACUGAAGAGAAGCGAGAGCAGCUCAUGCGGGACGUGUGCAGCCACACCACACAGGACGCGCGUGUGAAGGCCCCGCGCGUUCUGCUGCUGGGCCAGGUUGGCGCGGGAAAGUCGAGCUUCUUCAACUCCCUCGAUACUGUCUUCGCGGGCCACGUGACCACGCGCGCAGCAGCGGGCAGCAGCGGAUCCAGCCUCACCUCCCGGUUCCGCACAUAUCAGCUGUUUGCCGGGAGAGGAGGCAAGCCAGUGCCUGUGCAGCUAUGCGACACCAUGGGGAUGGAGGAGGGCCCGGGCACCGGCAUAGACCCGGAGGACGUGGUCAGCGUGCUGCAGGGACACGUGCCCGACCGCUACCAGUUCAACCCCGUGGCAUCAAUCGAGCGCAGCUACCCGGGCUACAUACAGGAGCCCGAGCUAGCGCAGCGCGUGCACUGCCUGGUGUUCGUAAUCGACGCGGGCAAGGUGGCCGUCAUGUCGGAGCGCAUGCAGGCCAAGCUGCAGCUCAUUCGCAGCAAGGCCAACAAGAUGGGUAUCCCGCAACUCAUCCUGUUGACCAAAGUGGACGAGGCAUGUCCUCUGGUCGAAGAGGACAUUCAGAACAUCUAUCGUAGCCAAUAUAUCAAGGAGAAGGUGGUGGAGGUGGCGUCGCACCUGGGAAUGCCCGUGUCCUCCGUGCUGCCCAUCAAGAACUACGCCGUGCAGCUGGAGCCCGACACCAGCAGCGACAUUCUGCUGCUCAUGGCUCUGCUGCAGAUGCUGCGCUAUGUGGACGACUUCCUCAUGGAGCUCGUGGAAGCCUGAAAGUGGCUUGGAGAGCCACUCGCAUACAUGGCCUAAAUUUAGUGACCAGGGCGAGAUCGGUUAGUGUUGCCAACUCCUCAAAGUGGAAAGUUUCCAAAUGAAACUCAAACUAUCACCAGAUGUCGCUAAAUCAAACCUCUAAAGUUUUCAAAAUAUUACUAGAUAAUUUACCAAGUAUGGAACAAAGUAAAUUGAUAUAGAGUCCUAUAUACCCGGGAUGUCACUAAAUAUGAAUAUCCUCAUUCAAGAAAGUCAUAAGAUGUCACUUUGACGAUAUUUUUCACAAGGGAAAUGUAAACAUUCACUAAAUAUAGAAACAAAACUGCUGAGCUGGCAAACCGAGAUCGGUCCUUGUCCCCAAAAUCUGCAUGACCUCAUCCCCCUCUGUACCUAAUCCUCUCUGCUUUGGGUCCCCUUAUUUACGUGUUAUUUGUGGUCUAGGGAAUUAAGCGGG